AUGGACAACUCCUUCGAAGAGGAUGAUGUGGAGAAGGAAGUAGCAUUCCUUGCAAAGAACUUUCGAAAAUUUCUGAAGAUGAACAACAGUGGGAAGCCUUUCAACAAAGGAAAGUUUUCAUCUCCCAAGGGUGAUAGGAAGGAAUUUAGGAAGAAAGAUGGGAAGGAGUCUCAAUCUACUCAAGGAAUCACUUGCUUUGAGUGCAAUGGACAUGGACAUGUCAAGAGAGAAUGUUUUAAUUAUUUGAGAAUGAAGGGCAAGGCAUAUGCCACAACUCUCAGUGAUUUGGACUCUUCCAAUUCAAAUUCAGAGGGUAGUUGUGAUGAAGAAGGAACUUCUCAGCAUUUAUGA
Molecule: messenger RNA, 351 nt
Organism: Quercus robur (English oak)
Lineage: Eukaryota; Viridiplantae; Streptophyta; Magnoliopsida; Fagales; Fagaceae
Exons: 1
Coding region: 1-351 (116 amino acids)
Molecular function (GO): nucleic acid binding; zinc ion binding
Source: RefSeq, a predicted model, not a curated record